Molecule: messenger RNA, 2464 nt
Organism: Scomber scombrus (Atlantic mackerel)
Lineage: Eukaryota; Metazoa; Chordata; Actinopteri; Scombriformes; Scombridae
Gene: galnt6
Product: UDP-N-acetyl-alpha-D-galactosamine:polypeptide N-acetylgalactosaminyltransferase 6 (GalNAc-T6)
Exons: 11
Coding region: 146-2011 (621 amino acids)
Cellular component (GO): Golgi apparatus
Source: RefSeq, a predicted model, not a curated record
AUCGGUAUUUUGUUUGACAAACGAGAAAGUCCACAACCUGCUCGCCUGCCAGCUUUCCGCACAGACGGACUGAGAAAUAGAUACACCGGAACAGAUAAGCAGCAAGUGUUCGUCAGUUUAAGCUUUGAGACACGGAUUUUGAAACAUGCGUUUGUUCAUACGCCGGCGCAUGAGCCCCCUGAAACUAGCCAUUCUUGGGGGGACUCUCUUCAUGGUGGUUCUGGUGGUUCUCCAGAGGGAUGUUGGCUCUUCACCUGCGGGGGACCCCUGGUUUCAGGAGCUGGUGGACAAGAGGGACAAGGUGAUAAUCAUGGUUAGAGAUGCGGUCCACAAUAUCGGCUUUCAAAUUGGAGCUCCACAGCCACCACCAGUGCAGGCACAGCCCACCCAGGACAUGAAAUGCCCCGAUGGAUUCUAUAGUCAGGCUGAGCUCAAGCCUCAUCUGGAGAGACCGCCGCAGGACCCCACAGGCCCUGGGGCUGAUGGGAAGGCCUUUCAACAAGACCACAUGACUCCGGAGGAGGUGAAGGAGCAGGAGGAGGGCAUGACCAGGCAUUGUUUCAACCAGUAUGCCAGCGACCACAUCUCGCUCAGCCGUGGUCUUGGGGAUGACACGAGGCCUACAGAGUGUGUAGACAGAAAGUUUCGUCGCUGUCCCCCUCUACCCACAACCAGCGUUAUUAUAGUCUUCCAUAAUGAGGCUUGGUCCACCCUCCUGAGAACGGUCUACAGUGUCCUGCACACGUCUCCUGCUAUAUUGCUGAAAGAGAUCAUCCUAGUAGAUGACGCCAGUGUUGCAGAUCACCUGAAGAGCCAACUGGAGGAAUAUGUACGUGAGCUGAAGAUUGUCCGCGUAGUGAGGCAGCUGGAGAGGAAGGGCCUCAUCACAGCCAGGCUACUGGGUGCUAGUAUUGCUCAGGGCGAAGUACUCACCUUUCUCGACGCACACUGUGAGUGUUUCCAUGGUUGGCUAGAGCCCCUGUUGGCCCGCAUUGUUGAAGAGCCCACUGCUGUGGUGAGUCCAGAGAUCACUACCAUUGACCUCAACAACUUUAGGUUCAACAAGCCUGUGGCCACCAGCCGCGCUUACAACCGAGGUAACUUUGACUGGAGUCUGACUUUCGGCUGGGAGCAAAUCCCUGAGGAUGCAAAGAAGCUGCGGAAGGAUGAAACCUACCCAGUAAAAACACCCACAUUUGCCGGAGGUCUAUUCUCAAUCUCAAUGAAGUACUUUGAACACAUUGGAACGUAUGAUGACAAGAUGGAGAUUUGGGGCGGUGAAAACGUGGAGAUGUCAUUCAGGGUGUGGCAGUGUGGGGGUCAGCUGGAGAUCAUACCAUGUUCUGUGGUUGGCCAUGUCUUCCGCACCAAGAGCCCACACACCUUCCCCAAAGGCACAGAGGUCAUCACCCGCAACCAGGUGCGCCUAGCUGAGGUCUGGAUGGAUGAUUACAAGCAUAUCUUCUAUCGCCGCAACAAGAACGCUGCAACUAUGGCUAAAGAGCACAACUAUGGGGACAUUUCUGAUCGUCUUAAUCUGAGAGAGAGGCUGAAGUGCAAAAACUUUACCUGGUACCUGGACACAGUCUACCCAGAGGUCUUCAUUCCAGACUUGACCCCAGUAAAAUUUGGAGCAUUAAGAAACUCAGGAUCUCAAACAUGCCUGGAUGUUGGUGAGACCAACCAUGGAGGCAAACCUGUGAUUAUGUAUCAGUGUCACAACAUGGGAGGCAACCAGUACUUUGAGUAUACGUCUCAUAAGGAGCUGCGUCAUAACAUUGGAAAGCAGCUGUGUCUUCAAGCCACACCUCAGCCAGAGCCAGUGAAGAUCGAGCCAUGCCAGCUAAAGGGGAAGGGAACCAGUUUGUCGCCACAUCAGGAGUGGGUCUUUACAGAGGAAAAUCUUAUAAAGAAUCCCAGUAGUGGGAAAUGUUUACAGCUACGAGGGGGACAAAUUCAGAUGGAACCGUGUAAUGCUGCUGACCUCAACCAGCACUGGGCCUUCAGCUGACCUCCCAGUGUCCUCAUCAGGUGAUCUGUGGCACCUUGUGUCCCCUUCCUCAGACUUGGCUUCUAAGAGCCAACUCAACAUUGAUCCAGCAGGACCUGCUGUGGAGCUUGGGGCAUUUGACCAUACUGAACAGUUAAAGAUGGAGGACAAAGUGAAGACAGUCACAACUGUUGAAGACACUUGAGUUGGCCUUAAAUUGUUUUAAAUUUAUUUAUGAUGAAAGCUCAGGAGAGACAUUUAAAGGUGGUUGGGGAUCUUCGGACCAAGGGCGGACUUCGCAUUCAGGAGUGGCAGCUUGAUUGUGGGACAACGGCUGUGGGCUGCAUUGAUCUUAAUUGAGUGCAUUUAUUUACACUCAGAACUGUAAAAUCACUAUUUAGUUGCAUUUUAGUCUGACAAUCAAUGUUGAAAUGUGAAAUGUGAAAUUAUUAAGUCUUACAAAGGAGUAAGAAA